UGAACAUAGUGUAGGCACUCAUUCACAGGACUGCUCUUACCGUUUGGCUAGAAAUUCACCACCAAUCUUGACGAUUAAAAUGCACUGAUGCGAAUUGCUUUUUAGCUACUGAAACGUUAACAUUAAACAGCAUCAAAGCCUUUUAAACACCCAAAGGACAUAUACAAAGAGGAAAGAAAUAACUUCGUGGGUCAGCGUUUUUUCUUUGUGGACGACGCGCAGUGCAUGUUUGUAAAGACACACUGCGCACUGAUAUACGUGCAGUUGAGAGGCAUCAAACCGAGUCUCUUUCUUACUACAAUGCUCUGAACUUCCAACUGUUGAUCCUAAAGUUUCUGAACAGCAACACCCAGGCUGGAUAUAAACUCGAUACCCUCUCCACAGGACAAGACAAAAAACGGUCAUUAUCCGUGUUGGUGUUGCUCUCAUUGAGGACGAAUGCGAUCGGUUAAGCUCGAUUAAUUGGUAGGACAAAUUUGAUUAGGAAAAAAAAUGUUGUCUAGUUUCAUCGUGUGCGUGCUGGUUGUUAGUGCGGGCGCAAUGGCGGUGAAAAAACCCGUCUUGAAUGCCCAGACCGUGUUCGGCAUCUCGCCAAGGGAAGGCGAAGACGAGCGCAAACCUUGCGCUACUCCAAAGUACUUCACCUUUGAUCAAGCCGAUUUCAUGACGACUUUGGAGGAAGGUCGUCUUACAGUGGAGUACGUUAACUUUCACGGAGCUUAUGACGAAGUUCUGAAGAGGUACUCUGUUGAGACGUUUCUGGACUUUUUCAAUGGCACACUGCUCCACCUGAAAGUAAUAGCGGAAUACGAUGAGGGAAAGGGAUACCUUGUACAGAGAUUGGGAGAUGAGAUCGAGUGCGAAGUAUAUGACCUCGAGGGGAAAAAAUUCCCGGAGGAGUUCUCUUUUCCGGAGGAUGCUACGUUUCUUGCUGACUCAACCUUGGGCGAUCGUGAUCUCACUGUGGAAAGCUGGUACUACGUCAGCGAAGAUGGAACCAAACACAACGUGAAGACCGUGACGAAAGAUGAAUGUGUACCAGUGUCACUGUUCAGUCGUAAAUUCGACCCCGAAACUGGGGAGGAACUUGAAGUGGUGAAUGGGCAAGUCAUCAAUUUUAAACUUGGAAUCUGUGACCCGGAAAGUUACUUCAAAAUCCCAGAGGAGUGCAAGGAGGUGGGAGUCUCGAAAGAGCUUUCCAAGAAUAUGAAGAAGAUGCAUCGGUUUGGCCUGAUGUAAUGCGUUGCCUUCGUGAUUUUGAGUCGUGAAUAAACAAGCGAAGCUCCUGUCUUGAUGUCAACUAUGCGUUAAGUGUCCUUUGUGUUGUGGGUUUAUCUCUUAAAGAUCUUGAACUGUUUUAUUUGCUCUUAAUAACUUACGUACUUUUAACUGAUAUAUGAUCCUGGUAAUGCACGCACCAUAUUAUUUAGAAAGCAGUUUUAAAUUUGAUGCACGUUUCCCUAUUUUUUUGUGAAGUUUACGUAUUUUAAAGACUAACAACACUUCAUCCCUUGCAAUAAAACUUUAUUCACCACAUCUUUGAUUUAACAUUAAUCGUAAAAGAUCUAUAAGACAUGAUUUCAAGGCAAUUUAGGAUGACUUACUUGAUGGAUAAGAGCAUCAAAAACAUGUAUUUGUAGCUUGAACAAACACUUAUUUUACAUUACAGUUAUUAGAAACAUGUUAGGUAUUCUUUAUCCGAAACCAGUUACGAGUAAAUAUAUUUAGAUGAACAAUAAAAUCAUUGCAACUGAAUCCAUUCAGCGUACAUUAUACCCACACUCUUUAUUGUAUGAAACUCAAUAUUAAAAUUUGCCAGAUACCGAAUUUUUUGGGCAAACUUGCCUCGGAAAUACGGGCUAACAGGAGGUCCAGGUCCCAUACAUCAAUUUUCAUUUCACAUCCAGGCCAAUCAUUAUCUCCGUGGACACCCUAGUCCGAUGUACGUCAAUUUUCAUUUGGUACCCAGGCCAUCAUUAACUCAAUGCAUGGACACACAGGUCCGAUGUUCAUCAAUUUCCAUUUUGCACCUCGGCCAAUCAUUAACUCAUUGCUAUGGAACACAGAGCACACCCAACCCCCAAGAGUACAUGAGAGGGAAUGGCUGACCCCUUACAAACAGUACAAACUUACAAAUACCAAAAUCCAUCAGACUUUCUGAGAAACAGUAUCCACUGUUAACAGUAACCAUAAUAAUCAUGAUACAUGUCAAAUCGUGUAUGCAUUAGGAUAAGGCUGUCUCCGAAUCCUGUUAGAAAACGCCAUUUCUUAAACCACAGAUCGCUACAAGUCCCUAAUUCGGACAGGGGCAAGUCCUCAUCACUCUAGUGGGAAAAACUGAGGGGGGGGGGACGCCUUACUGCAUCACUUUGGAGCCAGCCCCUGACCAGAAACCAGAGACCUGUUUUGGGCCUUGUGUAGCAGUAGUGCCCCUAAUCCAAAACAUUGCAACUUUGGAAAGAUUAAUAGCUAUUACCUAAAAGUUAACAACAUGCUCAUUUUAAUUGUCUGUUUCCACUUCCAGGGGCACGCCUUGAAGUAACCGACACCAACCAUGAUGAAGUUCCGAAACCAUUUUGAUUAUUCUUUGGGGGGAUUGACAGUGUUAUCGGAAACGAAGUUCAGAGCAGAUUCUGUCCUGGUUAAGGGAAAGCUGUUUCGUGAAUAUUCCUCUUUUAAAGUGUAUUAGCCAAGCACAUGCACACUUUUGGACCGGUAGCAUUUUGUAAAUCGCGACUUUGCAAAAGAGGCAGUCCGCAACCACAUGACUUCGAUAACAACACGGUGUAUGCCAUAAAGAAUAUUGCAGAACCUAAUUAGGAUCGUGUAUUCGAAACCGAACAAAAAAGCAAAGCAGUGUUCCAAAGCUAUUUUUUCUUUAAAAAGAUGAUAAAUGUACGUACCCUACAGCGUAUGCAUCGACAACUCAGACGUGGGCUUAUGAUACUCCGUAAUCAGUGCUUAUAGUAGGUUAAUAUGCACGAUUCACCAUGUGACCAACACUUUAUAUAAACAAUAUAAAGAUUUCAGAGGGAAUGCCAAACAUUAGCCUUCUUGACUCAUUCAAAAGUUUAUUUUUGGUGAUAGGCUACGCAAAACUGAUGUGUUUCGUAUUUCAGUGUAAUCUCUUUCGGGGCAUGUAUAUCCAAUCUCCAUUUUGUUAAAUCCAUAAUUAUGUUGUGUCAAAAUGACGAGGGUUGGUACAGUCGAAAAGGUUGCUAUAAUUGUACUCGUAUGUAAUUCAAUCUUUAAACGUUUUCAAUCUAAUGACUGGUUUUGCGCAUCAGAUUUCAUGGAGCUUGUAUUACUCGUGGAUAAUGAUAAUGUAUAACAAUUAUGUAAAUGACUUGGCUGUAAAUUUCAUUCUCAUAUGUCCCACCCUCUAUCAGUAUUUAAUUAGUCGAAGUUUAAAUGAAUUACCACAACAAUUUAAUCGGCACAGACUCACGAAAUGUGUUUGUCUCGCAUUUAUAAUAAUAGGCUGUCUCUUAUUAAAGGUGUACUUGAAAUACCAAACAUAUGCUUACUCUUACUUUUAUAUCGCAUUAGUUUUUACUUUCAUUCUUAGACCCUGCUUUUACUCAAGUUGUUUCACGAAGUUAAAUAAAAUGGUUCUCUUUUUUUAGCAAGGCA
Molecule: messenger RNA, 3633 nt
Organism: Acanthaster planci (crown-of-thorns starfish)
Lineage: Eukaryota; Metazoa; Echinodermata; Asteroidea; Valvatida; Acanthasteridae
Biological process (GO): cell-matrix adhesion
Cellular component (GO): lysosome; extracellular region
Molecular function (GO): calcium ion binding
Source: RefSeq, a predicted model, not a curated record